Molecule: messenger RNA, 1288 nt
Organism: Electrophorus electricus (electric eel)
Lineage: Eukaryota; Metazoa; Chordata; Actinopteri; Gymnotiformes; Gymnotidae
Gene: slc25a26
Product: solute carrier family 25 member 26
Biological process (GO): transmembrane transport
Source: RefSeq, a predicted model, not a curated record
GCAGUUGCACCAAAUACGGCGGCGUCCUCUGCGGAUUCAAGAGCCGCGCGCCGCGCCGGACCUUCCGAGAGCAUGCAGGCUCGAGACUUCGCAGCGUCGCUCGUGGCUGGAGGUUGCGCGGGUAUGUGUGUGGACCUCACGCUCUUCCCUCUGGACACUAUUAAGACGCGUCUCCAGAGUCCGCAGGGCUUCUACAGAGCUGGGGGCUUUGGAGGGGUCUACGCGGGCGUCCCCUCAGCCGCCGUCGGCUCCUUCCCCAACGCGGCAGCGUUCUUUGUUACUUACGAAGGCACCAAGUCUCUCCUGGCCGGCUGUCUGUCUGGCCGCAUGGCUCCCGUCACGCACAUGCUCGCUGCCUCGCUUGGAGAAAUCGUGGCCUGUCUGAUCCGGGUUCCCACUGAGGUAGUGAAGCAGAGAACACAAGCCUCUCCCGUCCUGCACACACACCAUGUUCUCAUGGCCACUCUGCGAGAGGAGGGGUUCCGAGGGCUGUACCGGGGCUUUGGCAGCACUGUACUGAGAGAGAUCCCAUUCUCACUCGUGCAGUUUCCUCUCUGGGAGUAUUUAAAGACUCUGUGGAGGAGGAGGCAGGGGACACAGCUGGACUCUUGGCAGGCCGCAGUGUGCGGGGCCGUAGCAGGUGCAAUAGCAGCAUUCGUCACAACUCCUCUAGAUGUGGCAAAGACAAGAAUAAUACUGUCUAAGGCUGGUACAGCUACAGCCCGUGGAAACAUCCCUCUGGUCCUGUAUGAGGUGUGGAAGAGGCGCGGUUUGCCCGGGCUGUUUGCUGGCAGUAUUCCCAGGAUGGCCUUCAUCAGCGUGGGGGGAUUCAUCUUCCUCGGCGCAUAUGAGAAAGUGCGCCACACGCUGUUGUAGAAGCGCGGUGUCGGGUUGUGCGUGCGACUCCGCAACGGUGAUCUGCUGCCAGCGACCCCUAGCCAAACCUGGGUGUCCCCUACGACGAAACGAACCACAAAACUGAUCUCAGAUCUGAGGAAGUGGGACAUUCUGCCAGCACUAUGACUGAAGUGAGAUGGCCGCAGGUCAAACCAACAGAAGAUCUGUUCUGGUGCAGGGUGAAGCACUGAUCUGGUGGCUCGUCUGAGAAAAGUCCCAUCACAUCACAUUUUCCAGUAGUUCUCUUUCUUGGCUAUCGGCGCACAGCGUGGGAAGUUCAGCUGACCACGUUCAGGGUCUUUUUUUUUUUUUUUUUUUUAGAUGGAAGUGGCGUCGUGGUCCUGUUAGCCUUCAGCAUGCUUGGAUGUGGUAUUAAAAGACUUUUAUAGAA